Molecule: messenger RNA, 1757 nt
Organism: Aplysia californica (California sea hare)
Lineage: Eukaryota; Metazoa; Mollusca; Gastropoda; Aplysiida; Aplysiidae
Product: neuroactive polyprotein R15
Exons: 12
Coding region: 667-1095 (142 amino acids)
Source: RefSeq, a predicted model, not a curated record
GACGCGCGGAGUCAUCUGUAGGCGCGUGUAUAUUCCCAAGACCUCCUUCUCGUUCACGACAAAUUACUCCUCCGACAUUGCAGUAUAACACGAAAAGCAUUAAAACAACAGCCAGUUAAGCCUCAAAACCCGAUAGACAGACUUGUGUGGCAUAUAACAAUAGAGUGAUUUUUUAUUCAUCAGCACUGCAAUAGAUUACAACAGCGAUCCCCGAUUUCCUCUCCCAGAAUUUGCAUUAGUUGUUGUGCUUUCUCUCUCGGUUCUCGGCGGUUUGCCAGUUUGGCUAUCAGUUAUUUAAACCGGACUCCGCGCGGCGAACUCUUCAUAGCAAGGGGGACUACUCGAAGACCAAGGGAGGCGACCGCGAGAUCAACACAGGAGGUGUUAGAACUAGUAACUAGGCCUACUGCUACAACUGUCGGUACGGGACUUCGUUCGCAAGAGAGAGGCACAGAGAAUUAUCCUAGGGAAAUCUUAGAAGACAUUUCCUUCACGUGCCGGGACUUUGACGAAAUACAAGCAAAGACUUUACGAGUUAGGAACACGGAGAACAAGAUUACAUUUUAAAAAAGAAAGAAAGAAAAGGCAAGCAGGCGAAACGAGAGCAAGAAAAGCAGAACUUUCCAAGACUUGUCUCCGACGUCACCAAAAGCAGCAACAAUCGUAAUGGAUUCUGCAGGGCUGCACAUAAACUUCCGGUUGUCUCACGUGCUCACAGUGGUCACGUGUAUCUUGUACAUUCUUCCACCAACCACAACAGCAUACUCCUUACCAGCCCCCGGGAAAGCAGCAUUCCAGCACCAGCUGUCCAAGCGAGAUGUAUAUAUGGGACUUAAGCUGCAUUGUCAAGUCCACCCUGCGAAUUGUCCGGGCGGUCUUAUGGUGACAAAGAAAAGUGAUCUUCUCGGGGCUUUGCUGUCGAGAAACAGUCCUUCGUCCUACGGCCUGCCCUCCCGGGACAUGAGCACAGCCUACAAACGUCAGGACGUGAGACAGCAGCUGCGUAUGUUUGACGAUCUCGUUCAGCUCCGCAAGCUGAUAGAAACGCCGUCAGUCUAUCCAUCAGAAGAGGACGAAGCCAGAUUGUACGAUUAAGACGCGGCGACCAGCUGUCCAGUGGUCCAGACAGGGAUGGCCACUGCCACCUCCAGCCGUACAAUUGAUCUCCCUACCACCGACGCUGCUGUUGUUGACAGAACCACCUCACAAAACCUCCCACCAUCCCACAGAACUUCCCACCACCCCUUCUUGAAGCCUUUAAACAUGCCAUUCUGUUGGUGCGAUUUUUACUUUAACGUAGCGUGAAGAAAAAGCAGAGCUUUUGUUUCCCUAAUUGAUGAGUCCAGAGUCUCUGAAUGUUGUAAAAAGAAUAUGUUAAUUUUGGCCAGGUACUGCAGUUAUUGACAAGAUAAAGAUUUGUAAUAACAGAUAAGUAGUAUGGUGAAGUAUGCAUAUUCAAUUCGUGUAGGAAAAUGAUAAAUGAUACUUUUCUUUGUUCUAUAAAGGACAACUAAAAUGAAAAGAAAAAAACCCAACAAUUUUUCAUUUCGUACAUUUAGACGGAGAAUGUUGUGCAAGUGUAAUGAAAUCGUGUCCCUCUAUUCCUGUGUCCUUACUAAAUUUAAGUAGUAUGUAUAUGCCACAUAAUUCACUUUGUUUCUCUGUUAGUUAUAAUUUGCGUACUGUUCUUCAUUUGGAUUGGAAGAUUGUCUCUCACACAAGAACUUUUUAUUUUGUUGAAAGGCGCGAUAAACCAA